Trachemys scripta elegans is the source of this 1657-nucleotide messenger RNA. RefSeq names its product UBA like domain containing 1 (gene UBALD1). Bases 262 to 729 code for a protein of 155 amino acids. The transcript has 4 exons. NCBI's taxonomy places the organism in Eukaryota, Metazoa, Chordata, Testudines, Emydidae. The record is from RefSeq and is a predicted model, not a curated record. Gene Ontology annotation, molecular function: protein binding.
GCGGCGGCGACAUGUCGGUGAACAUGGAUGAGCUGAAGCACCAGGUCAUGAUCAACCAGUUCGUGCUGACCGCGGGCUGCGCCGCCGACCAGGCGAAGCAGCUGCUGCAGGCGGCGCACUGGCAGUUCGAGUGUGAACCACUGACUUACCUGGAGUUACUCCAGAUUUACACAGUGGGAGAGGGGAGUCCAGCCCCUUCCAUCCAACACUCCCUCUGGUCUGUUUGAUUGUUUAAUUCUCCAGAGUCUCUCAAACUCCCAAAUGAUUUGGAUGUUCCUCAGAAUGUCAGCUAAAUGGGGAUUUCUACACCAGUGCCUCAGCCUGAUGUUAGGGGGUGCUGUGCUGCUGGAGACUGCACUCAGUGCUUUUUUCCAAGAAACAAACAUCCCCUACAGCCAUCACCAUCAGAUGAUGUGCACUCCAGCCAACACGCCUGCCACGCCCCCCAACUUCCCCGAUGCCCUCACCAUGUUCUCCCGCCUCAAGGCCUCCGAGAGCUUCCACAGCAGCAGCCCUGUAGCGUCUAUGGCGACCUCCCCUCCUCCCCCACCCCCACCACUCCCCCAGCCCGGGGGCUUCACCCCAGCCUGGCCUGCAGCUCUCCACUCCAGCCAGCAGCAGCAGAGCAUGUGGACUUCGCCCUCGCAGCCGUCGGACUGGCCCGCCACAGUCUCCCAACAAGCCACGUCAGAACAGAAGGCCAACGUGACCAUGGAGGCCGAGAGAUGAGGCCGUGGGGGAGCGGGAACACAAUGUGGGGAGGGCCCACAUGGCCCCAGCGUUCAUUUCACCUUCCCCUUUCCGAGGAAGAGAGGAACUUUGUUGCCUCGGAGACUGGCAACCACAUUCAGACAGACAGACACAUGAGCAAAUAGCCACCUUGCAUGGGUUUGGUUUGAAGUAGUUUUUACUUGUCCUAGAGCUGACCGGAGCUCCCCAGAGACCCAGGGAGGCCACGGUGAAUGCAAGAGCCAUCUCUGGCUUCUGUGUCCCGGAGCCUGACUUUAUAGGAAUCUCUCAAUGAGGGGACCCCCUUCCCAUCUUUCCUGCUGGGAUGCUGGAUUUUUGCAUGCAAGUGACUUUUGGGUGGGAGUGGUAAAUCCCUUCUUCAUGACCCACUUCUCCCUCCUAGCACCUGGAGGGGUCCCACUGGCAGGCAGAAUGGGGCUGUGGGUAAUACACAUCUCCCCCUUCCUACACGGCUCCCCCAACCCCGCCAAAUGGGGUUUUUUAAAGGAAAAAGGAAAAAAAAAAUCUGCUCAGCUGUGGGCCUUGAACCAUGCACUGAGCUCGCAUUGUACCGAGAAGGAGGUGAACGGGAACUCCUUUGGAGAAUAUAGCCACUUGUUUUCUAUGACCCCAGCUUUCUGCUUUCCCCAGGGCGAGGACCUGCACCCCCUCUCAGAGCCUGGGGGAUCAGAUUCCCAUUGAGACGUGUGGGUGAGGCUGGCUGGGCGCAACUGGGCAGUCUCAUGCCGCCGGGAUGGAGGGCUGGCGCCCUUUGCAUGACAGCGUAUGCCCCACGGAGGCUGGGCUUGCUUUGACACCCUCUGUUCUUUGCUCCCUGCGGGGGGAAGGCCCUUCGGACGCGCUCUGGCGGCACCAGGCCUGGGCAUUCCGCAGGGGCCGCUUGCAAUACACGCUCUUCUGCUUUGAA